AUGUUUACCUUCACCCCUCUGCUGGGCGCACAGUCCUCUUCAUCGAGGGCGUCGCAGUCAAUCUUGGAGCUGGAUGGAGGGAUCAAUAUUCUGGUGGAUGUCGGUUGGGACGAUACGUUUGACACCGUCGACUUGGCGGAGUUGGAGAAACAUAUUCCUACACUCUCCCUCAUUCUUUUGACACAUGCGACGCCGGCGCAUAUCGGUGCCUUUGUCCAUUGUUGCAAAACAUUCCCCCUCUUUACUCAAAUCCCUAUCUAUGCGACGAGUCCCGUUAUCGCCCUUGGCCGUACACUUUUGCAGGAUCUCUAUGGUUCCGCGCCACUUGCUGCGACAUUCCUACCUCAAGCGUCGAUUUCAGAGCCUGGCGCGUCUUCAACGGCAUCUGCGGUAGGCUCGGUUGGCGGACUGCGGGGAGACGCUGAAGCUGCUGGCAGCACGGGACGGAUUCUUCUUCAACCGCCGACAACAGAGGAAAUAGCUCGCUACUUCUCUAUCAUCCAGCCGCUCAAAUAUUCGCAACCACACCAACCGGUGCCCUCUCCGUUUUCGCCACCGCUGAAUGACCUGACACUUACCGCCUACAAUGCUGGACACACCGUCGGUGGAACAAUAUGGCACAUUCAGCACGGGAUGGAGUCUAUUGUCUACGCCGUGGAUUGGAACCAGGCCCGUGAGAGCGUCGUGGCAGGUGCUUCAUGGUUUGGCGGCUCGGGGGCCAGCGGAACAGAGGUUAUUGAACAACUGCGGAAACCCACGGCCUUAAUCUGCAGUAGCAAAGGCGGCGACAAAUUUGCUCCCUCGGGAGGUCGCAAAAAACGAGAUGAUCUCUUGCUCGACAUGAUACGGAGUAGUCUCGCGAAAGGCGGUACCGUUCUCAUCCCGACGGAUACUAGCGCACGCGUCUUGGAGUUAGCAUAUGCAUUAGAGCAUGCUUGGCGAGAUGCUGCGACUGGUGACAAGGAGGAUGUGCUUCAGGGUGCCGGGUUAUACCUGGCCGGCAGAAAGGUCAACACGACCAUGAGAUUGGCUCGAAGUAUGCUGGAAUGGAUGGACGAGAACAUUGUUCGCGAAUUUGAAGCUGCUGAGGGGGUCGAUGCAACGGCUGGUCAAAGACCAGGCGGGCAGGGCCAGGACAAGAACGCGAGCAAGGGCGUUGGACCGUUUACCUUCAAGCAUCUCAGGACUAUUGAGCGCCAAAAGCGACUUGAGAAGCUUCUGGCAGACCAAGGACCCAAAGUUAUUCUUGCUUCCGAUACUUCGUUGGCUUGGGGCUUCUCCAAGGAGUCUUUACGCCAGGUGGCCAGUGGGCCCAAUAAUCUGCUGUUAUUGACGGAGUCUUUCCGCAAAGAAAAGACAGAAGCGGCCGUGGAGGAAACACCCGACGAAAUGACCCUUGGUGGCAUCAUCUGGCAGUGGUACGAAGAGCGACAGGACGGUGUGGCCCUCGAGAAGGGGUCAGAUGGGGAGUUGAUCGAACAAGUCCACAGUGGCGGACGCGACUUGACGUGGUCGGACGUGCACCGAGCACCCCUUGAAGCCGGGGAGCAGCUGCUUUACCAACAGUAUCUCGCGACCAAACGUCAACUUGAAGAUACGUCUCAGACUCGAGGCCAGGAAAACCUCGAGACUGCAGCGGAUGCUCUCGACGACAGGUCCAGUUCAACAUCUUCCGAGGAUUCAGAAUCGGAGCAGCAGGGUCGAGCGUUGAACUUUUCGACAUCACUCGCCCACGCUAACCGGAACAAGCUUGCGCUCAGCGACCAGGAUCUGGGAAUCAACAUCCUCCUUCGGCGUAAAAAUGUGUACGACUAUGAUGUUCGUGGAAAGAAAGGCCGCGAGCGCAUGUUCCCCUACGUGGCCCCAAGGAAGAAAGGAGACGAAUACGGAGAAUUCAUUCGCCCUGAAGAAUAUCUGCGAGCAGAGGAGCGCGAAGAGAUCGACAUGCAGCAACGGCGGUCCGACGCGCAGACUAAGUUGGGUCAAAAGCGGCUUUGGGAUGAGACUGUUGGGCCUAGUGGGCGUCGAUCAUCUGGUGGUGCAGUGGGACGUAAACGUCAGCAGCUGACCCGGGACGGCCAAAGACUGGAUUCAAACGCAGCCGAUGACCUGAGCAUUGCCUCAGAUGCUGAAGGUGCCGACGUCGCGGCAUCCUCAGACGAUGAAGCAAACACCCAAGGGUUCGAAGGACCGGCAAAGGCUGUGUAUAACAAGGAGACCAUCACGAUUAACGCUCGAAUUGCGUUCGUCGACUUCACGGGCAUGCACGACAAGCGCAGCUUGGAGAUGUUGAUCCCGCUCAUCCAGCCUCAGAAAUUGAUCCUUGUUGGCGGACUGAAGGAAGAGACAUUGGCAUUAGCCACCGAAUGCAAAAAGCUACUAGCGGCCAAACCCGGAAUUGAUGCCUCUGCUCCUGCCGCAGACGCGUCUGCGAUCGUCUUCACGCCUGCCAAUGGCGAGCUUGUCGACGCAAGCGUCGAUACCAACGCCUGGAUGGUCAAGCUGAGCAACGCCCUCGUCCGACGUCUAAACUGGCAGCAUGUCCGCAAUUUGGGCGUCGUCGCUUUGACCGCCCAGCUGCGAGGACCAAAGCCUGCUGUCGAGGACGAGGAUGGUGAAACAGCAGGCAAGAAGAUGAAGCUCCUGAAAGAUGAAGCCGCCUCCACCGCCGUCGCACCAACGUCAAAUGGCAGUGACAUCAAGUCCACUGACAAACCCGACGUUCUCCCCUUAAUUGACACCCUCCCUGUCAGUCUAGCGGCAGGCACCCGGUCUAUGGCUCGGCCACUUCACGUCGGCGACUUGCGUUUGGCAGAUCUUCGCAAGCUGAUGCAAGCCGCCGGUCACACUGCAGAAUUCCGUGGCGAGGGUACGCUGCUGAUUGAUAAAUGUGUGGCAAUCCGCAAGUCGGGCACGGGCAAGAUCGAGAUUGAGGCCACGGCGCAGUCGGCGACCAACCAGCCCGCAUUGGGCCGUGGAGCGGGGAGCUUUCUUGCAGUCAAGAAGAAGAUCUACGAAGGUUUGGCCGUGGUGGCAGGUAGUUGA
This is a messenger RNA of Penicillium alfredii, 3045 nucleotides long. RefSeq names its product cleavage polyadenylation factor subunit CFT2. NCBI's taxonomy places the organism in Eukaryota, Fungi, Ascomycota, Eurotiomycetes, Eurotiales, Aspergillaceae. The record is from RefSeq and is a predicted model, not a curated record. Gene Ontology annotation, cellular component: mRNA cleavage and polyadenylation specificity factor complex. The transcript has 2 exons. Gene Ontology annotation, biological process: mRNA 3'-end processing by stem-loop binding and cleavage. Bases 1 to 3045 code for a protein of 1014 amino acids. Gene Ontology annotation, molecular function: RNA binding.